Paramormyrops kingsleyae is the source of this 600-nucleotide messenger RNA. Lineage: Eukaryota; Metazoa; Chordata; Actinopteri; Osteoglossiformes; Mormyridae. The record is from RefSeq and is a predicted model, not a curated record.
GGAGUAGUUAUUAAAACGAGAUUCUAAACAUUUCAUAACACAUUUAAGAAAUAUAACAGCAAUAUAACAGCAUUUUAUCCCAUUCAGUUCCUGUUGUGUGGUGUGACAGUGACAGACAGAAGUGGCCAGGAUCUACAAAAGUUCCCGGUCCAGACAGCCCAAGAACCUGUAAACAAGGACCAGGUUCCGGAACAUCGGUGUGAAAGCGCCUAAUAAGAGUUGGACUACAAUACAUGGGAACUGGCUCUUUACAACCAUAAUCAUCUAAGCGAUGGCUCACUGUUCCAAUGAGGAGACCCAGACCUCGCUCCCCAACCUCUUGCUCCGUUCUCUGGAGGAGCUCACUGAAGAUGAGCUGAAGAAGUUUAAAUAUAACCUGAUUCACCUGAAGUAUGAAAAGUAUCAGCGCAUUCCCAGGGGUCUGCUGGAGAAUUUGGACAGAAGCGGCAUCGCCGACAUGAUGAUACGUUCCUAUGGUGAAGUCGGUGCUCUCAAUGUCAUGCUUGGUAUCCUGAAGAAGAUGAACCAGAAUGACCUUGUUCAGAGACUGGAUAACAUCUUGCAGAAGUGUAAUCAUANCCCGGGGACGACCCAGGACAC